AUGACGGCCAGAACCCGAUUCCCUGUUCCUCCUUCUCCGGCUUCUCCCUCCACUUCUUGCUCAUCUUCUUGCGCCGCUGCCUCAGCUUUUUCUUCGACUCUUUGCGCGCCGUUUGGACGCAAAUUUGUGGUCUGUGAUUCGUCGCUGCGCGAGACCCCCUCCACGCACCUCCGCAUUCCGUUUCUCCUCCCUUCGCUCGAUCGCCUCCUCCAAGGCGGCUGUCCGGUCGGCGAGGGCAUUCUACAGAUCUGCGGUCCCCCGGGAGCCGGAAAGACGUCGCUGUGUCUGCAGCUUGCCGCGAGUCUCGCCGCCGGCUUCUCUCCGCAGCGCCUGCCGCCGUCCCUGCAUGCAGGCUGUCUCCGUUUUGCUUCGGACUUCUCGCCCGCCGGCGGAAGCGAGCACGAAGGAGCCGCUGCCUGCGGGGCCCGGUCCGCCCGCAGAGCAAGCAGGGAGACCGCAGAGGUGGGCGGAGAAUCCGAUCGCGCAAAAAGACGGAGACAGACCGCAGCCGAACCCUCUGUCGGCUGCCAUUUUUCCUCUUCUCUCGCUUCGUCCUCUUCAUCUUCUGGUCCUUCUCCGGCAGGCGCCAUGACGACGAGCUGUUUGCCACAGGCCGGUUCUUCCCGAGAGGAGAGACGCUCCGACAGGCAGGCGACGCAUGCGCUCGCCAACGAGGCACGCCGGCAUGUACUUACAGCUCUCUCCGGUUCGGCUGUUUCUGCAAGCAGCGAGAAGCAGACGUUUUCUCAAGAGGCAGGCAGACGUAGGAGACGCGCACUCUUCCUCGACUCCGAGGGCGGAGGCUGUCCAGAGCGGGUUCAACAAAUCGUCGCUUCCCUCGUCGGCGAGCUUUUUCACAGCAGCGAGCGGCGCGAAUCUUCGCCGUGCACGCAAUUGAGCGAGGAGAAAGCGCGGCCGACAGAGAGCGCGCGAGAAGCUGAGAAAGCCGAAGGGUCGUCUCUUCUGCGCGGUUCCUGCAGAACGUCCACGACUCAGGCCAGAACACAGGGCCUCCUGCGGCCUUCUGAGCGCGAGUGGGAAGGCACGAGAGUUGAGGACGAGGAGAAACGAAUGGAGAGAGAGGAGCGCGACAUCCGGGAGCUCUCGAGGCGAAUCGAUGUGGUUCGCAUCUUUGACCACAAAGAGCUUCUCGCCGUCCUGCAACACGUCUUGUGUGUCUUGACGAAUGAAAACGAGCAUCGCAAAGGCGAGGCGCAACUCGCCAAAGACGGACGAGAUGAAGCGAACGAAGAGACAGAGCAGGAAGGAGGGGAUGGCGUCAGGGCGGGGCGCCACAGCGACGCUGUUCCUAAGGCUGCCGGUGGAGCGCGUGUUUCCGCGCCUUCGAGGCCUAUGAAGAGACAUCGAGAGACGUACGGUUUGAUCGUGAUUGAUUCCUUGAGCUCGCUCUACCACCCCGCGUUCUUCCACUCCGCAGUCGAGUGCACGGCCUCUCUGAUUCAGAGCGCAAAUCUCCUAACGCUUCUCGCCUCGCGCUUCGUGCUGGCCGUCGUCGUGACAAAUCAGCUGACAACGUCCAAGGCGGUUUUCGCGCCGCAUGGCAGAGACGCCUCCACUGCGAGUUUCCUCGGAGCAGGCCAGCUGUCUUCGCAAACGUUCACCCCCUCUCUGGGACCGGCUUGGCAGCAGAUCCCGUUGUACAGUCUCGGUCUCCGCUGGCCGUCGGGCCAGGGUGCGCACGCGCACAUUUCUGCCUCUCCAGUGAGGAAACGCUCGGAUUCCCUCGACCGCUCUCUCGCGGGGACGAGACAGGCGAUCUCUACGAGAGAGAUUGUCGUCUUCAAAGCGCCGACCCUGUUCAGUGCCGUAGGCGCGGAAACCGAAGAGGCGCAAAGUGAGGAGGGUGGAAACGCGCGAGCCGGUGAACAGGAGGCUUGUUCCAGAAACACUGCGCAAGGCGCGACGGCGCUGAUGCCUGUAGCGCCGAUAUGCGUGUAUGUGAAUCAGAGAGGCAUACGCGAGUGUAUGGAUUAUGGACACUGGGGAGUGGAAGAGAACGCGAUCUGA
Neospora caninum is the source of this 2028-nucleotide messenger RNA. RefSeq lists its product as hypothetical. NCBI's taxonomy places the organism in Eukaryota, Apicomplexa, Conoidasida, Eucoccidiorida, Sarcocystidae. Bases 1 to 2028 code for a protein of 675 amino acids. Gene Ontology annotation, molecular function: four-way junction DNA binding; crossover junction DNA endonuclease activity. The transcript has 2 exons. Gene Ontology annotation, cellular component: Rad51B-Rad51C-Rad51D-XRCC2 complex; Rad51C-XRCC3 complex; replication fork. The record is from RefSeq and is a predicted model, not a curated record. Gene Ontology annotation, biological process: reciprocal meiotic recombination; meiotic DNA recombinase assembly.